Molecule: messenger RNA, 4402 nt
Organism: Corythoichthys intestinalis (scribbled pipefish)
Lineage: Eukaryota; Metazoa; Chordata; Actinopteri; Syngnathiformes; Syngnathidae
Product: dorsal-ventral patterning tolloid-like protein 1
Exons: 21
Coding region: 382-3423 (1013 amino acids)
Biological process (GO): proteolysis
Molecular function (GO): zinc ion binding; serine-type endopeptidase activity; metalloendopeptidase activity
Source: RefSeq, a predicted model, not a curated record
ACUUUAGUACUCCUCCAGUAGUUAGUUGGCCCGCACGCGCGCGCGCGUAUGAGUGCGCGCGUCCGGGCGGAUGUUUGGAGCAGGAGCUUGGCCGCGUCGCCUUCACGGACCAUCUCCUUCUUCUUCUUCUUCUUCUUGUGGGACUUGCAGCUCGGAGCUCUCGGGUGACGGCCCCUCGGCGCCAUGGGGGGCUCCCGGACGAGCGCGGCCGCCGGCCAGCGCAGCACUUUAACGGCGUCCUAAUUGGGAGCGGUGACCGGGGGGUGGGUGGGUCGCUCGGUCGCUCGGCCGGCCGGGGCCAGAGGCGUCGGAGGUCCCGCCGCUCGAUCAUCGCGCCGCUGCAGCCUUUUGGGAUUUGAUUUGAUUUUUUUUUUGCUUCGGAUGGAGCGGGUCCCCCCGGCGGUGGCCGCCAAGAUGCGCUGCUUGACGCUGCUGCUGGCCGGCUUGAGCGUGUGGGCCAAGGUGGGCCGAGGGGUGGACUACGACGACCGCGAUCGGGAUCGCGAUUACGAGUACUACGACGAAGCCGACAGGCCGGACGCCGUUGACUACAAGGACCCCUGCAAAGCCGCCGCAUUCUGGGGCGACAUCGCCUUGGACGAGGAGGACCUCGGCAUGUUCCGAAUCGACGGGACCAUCCGCCUGACGCACGCCUCGCGGGGACAACCGUCGGGUGAGCCGGAGGACCACCUAGUAACCAAAAAAAGAGGCUCUUUGUACCUGCUUUUGGAGAGGAUACGACACUUCGGCUGGGACUUCCUCCCGAAAAACUCCAGUCACAAAAGCCAAAGCGGCGAUAGCGGCAAAAAGCGCUUCCCUCGAGCGGCCACCUCGCGCGCCGAGAGGAUCUGGCCCGGUGGGGUCAUUCCCUACGUCAUUGGCGGCAACUUUACGGGUAGUCAGAGGGCCAUGUUCAAACAAGCCAUGCGGCACUGGGAGAAGCAAACCUGCGUGACUUUUAUCGAGAAAAGCGACGAGGAGAGCUACAUCGUCUUCACCUACAGGCCUUGCGGGUGUUGCUCCUACGUGGGUCGCCGCGGAAACGGGCCACAGGCCAUAUCCAUCGGCAAGAACUGCGACAAGUUCGGCAUCGUGGUGCACGAGCUGGGUCACGUCAUCGGCUUCUGGCACGAACACACGCGGCCCGACCGCGACGAUCACGUCACCAUCAUUCGCGACAACAUUCAACCAGGUCAGGAGUACAACUUCCUGAAGAUGGAACCGGGCGAGGUCAACUCUCUCGGCGAGCCCUACGACUUUGACAGCAUCAUGCAUUACGCCAGAAACACCUUCUCACGGGGGAUGUUCCUUGACACCAUCCUUCCGUCCAGGGACGAAAACGGCGUUCGUCCUGCGAUCGGGCAGCGGACCAGACUCAGUAAAGGAGACAUUGCACAAGCAAGGAAGCUCUAUAGAUGUCCAGCAUGUGGUGAAACACUCCAAGAUUCUACAGGCAACUUUUCAUCUCCCGGUUACCCCAAUGGAUACCCUUCGUACACUCACUGCGUGUGGAGAAUAUCUGUUACACCUGGAGAGAAGAUUGUGCUAAAUUUCACCACCAUGGAUCUGUACAAGAGCAGCCUGUGUUGGUACGACUACAUGGAAGUGCGCGACGGCUACUGGAGGAAAGCGCCUCUGCUGGGCAGGUUCUGCGGAGACAAACUUCCUGACGUCCUGACCUCCAGCGACAGCAGAAUGUGGAUCGAAUUCCGGAGCAGCAGCAACUGGGUCGGGAAAGGCUUCGCCGCUCUUUACGAAGCCAUCUGCGGCGGCGACAUGAACAAAGACUCGGGCCAGAUCCAGUCGCCCAACUACCCCGACGACUACCGGCCUUCUAAAGAGUGCGUGUGGAGGAUCACCGUGUCGCAAGGGUUCAACGUGGGCCUCAGCUUCCAAGCCUUCGAGUUGGAGCGACACGACAGCUGCGCGUACGAUUACCUGGAGGUGCGCGACGGCCCGCUGGAGAGCAGCCCUCUGAUCGGCCGCUUCUGCGGCUACGACAAACCCGAGGACGUGCGCUCCACAACAAACGCUCUAUGGAUGAAAUUCGUCUCGGACGGAACGGUCAACAAAGCGGGCUUCGCGGCCAAUUUCUUCAAGGAGGAGGACGAGUGUUCCAAACAGGACAACGGUGGCUGCCAGCAGCGCUGCUUCAACACGCUGGGAAGCUACAAGUGCGCCUGCGACCCGGGCUAUGAACUGGCGCCUGACAAAAAGACCUGUGAAGCGGCGUGCGGCGGCCUGCUGUCCAAGCUGAACGGCACCAUCAGUACGCCAGGCUGGCCCAAGGAGUACCCGCCCAACAAGAACUGCGUGUGGCACGUAGUGGCGCCCACGCAGUACCGCAUCUCCAUGCAGUUUGAGGCCUUUGAGUUGGAGGGCAACGAGGUGUGCAAGUACGACUACGUGGAGGUGCGAAGCGGCCUAUCGCCCGACUCCAAACUCCAGGGCAAGUACUGCGGCGCCCAAGUCCCCGAAGUGCUCACGUCGCAGUACAACAACAUGAGGAUCGAGUUCAAAUCGGACAACACCGUCUCCAAAAAGGGAUUCAAGGCGCAUUUCUUCUCAGACAAGGACGAGUGCAGCAAAGACAACGGCGGCUGCCAGCACGAGUGCGUCAACACGCUGGGAUCGUACGUGUGCCAGUGUCGCCACGGCUUCGUGCUACAUGAAAACAAGCACGAUUGCAAGGAAGCCGAGUGCGAGCACAAGAUCCGCAGCCCCGCCGGCAGCCUCACCAGCCCCAAUUGGCCCGACAAGUACCCCAGUCGCAAGGAGUGCACUUGGGACAUCACCGCCACGCCGGGACACCGCGUCACCAUCACGUUCAGCGAGUUCGAGAUCGAGCAGCACCAAGAAUGCGCCUACGACCACCUGGAGGCCUUCGACGGCGACGGUGACGCGGCCGCCAUCUUGGGACGGUUGUGCGGCAGCAAAGUACCGGAACCGCUGGUGUCCACGGCCAACCGAAUGUACCUGCGGUUCAUUUCCGACGCUUCCGUGCAGCGGAAAGGCUUCCAGGCCACUCAUUCCACCGAGUGCGGCGGUCGCCUGAAAGCGGACGGACGUCAGAAAAACCUGUACUCGCACGCCCAGUUCGGGGACAACAACUACCCGGGCCACAGCGAUUGCGAGUGGCUGCUGACGGCCGAGCGCGGCGACGGCAUCGAGCUCAGCUUCGUCACGUUCGAGGUGGAAGAGGAGGCCGAUUGCGGAUACGACUUCAUCGAGCUCUACGACGGCUACGACGUCGACGCUCGCAGGCUGGGCCGAUUCUGCGGAUCGGGGCCCCGGGAAGGAAUUUACUCGCCUAGCGACGCCUUGCUGAUCCGUUUCCAUAGCGACGACACCAUCAGCAAGAAGGGCUUCCACAUCCGCUACUCCAGCACCAAUUUCCAGGAGAGCCUCCAUGACAGGAAAUGACUCCCCGUCGUGGCCUCUGGAGAAAUUACGCAAAGACGUUCAAAACUGUUGCUUGGACGACAAACUGUGGAUCAAGUUUAAAAAAAAACAAAAAACAACUGGAACAUUCUAGCAUCCUCCAUUCUUGAACUGUACAGAUUAUUGCAAGAUAUUGAUUUUAUUUUUAUUUUGUUAUUUUUAGUUGUCUUGUGUUGACGUUCAGCCCCUUGAUGCCUGAAUUUACAGUUAACAAAUAUGCAUAAAGCUUUGGCGGAAUAAAUAUGAGCAUCCAAAUAGUAUUAAGUUGAAUGGAAAAAUACAGCUAAAAACAAAAUAUAGAAAAUGAAUUCAAUGAUAUUGUGAAAAAGGAUCAUUUCCAAAAUAAAAAGAAUUUAUGAAUACAAAUUCCUUAUUGUUUUCAAUUGUAUUUUUCAAUUUGAUUUUCUAUCUUUCUAUAUAUAUAUUUCAUAAAUAUUAUUUUCAUGUACUUGUGUAUUGCCAAAAUGCUUUUUGAUGUAAGUGUUCAAUGCAAAUUCAGGCAUCGUGGGGUCAACUGUGUGUGUGUGUGCGUGUGUGUGUGUGUGUGCAAAACAUCAAUGAAAAACUAUAUAUGACCCCUCCAUCAAGGCCAAAUCAUCUGAAAUAUGUCACUGACAGCGAUAAACAUCCAAAUCCGAAGAGUCCGUAUGAAUUGGAUUGGAUGUGUAUCGGUAUCAAUGGCAGCCAGUGGGUUAAAAAUAAAUCUUGUAUGGUCACUACUACAUUUGACCCCGAUGCAAGUGGACUGUAACAGGAAGACGUGUCAAAUAAAAAAUAUUUUGUGGGUCACUGCCUCUUUUACGUGUAGGAGGUAAGGAUUCAAGUAGCGCAGUUCCACUGGAGUCCAGCAGGUGGCGGCAAUCCACAUAACAAAGCAGUGUCGACUACUUUGAAGCACAGGCGGGAUUUCAAAAUCGAUGUAUGUAAGGUAACGAUACUUUUGGCAACCCGAGUUAGUUGC